UGUCGGGAGCGCGCAGCAAUCAUUCCUCAUCCGUCGCACGCCUCGCCAGCAUCGGAAAAUGGAACAAUAAAUUCGCCUUUUAUCUAAAAGAAAAUACCGGCUCUUUUAGCUCUCGUGGUUUCGCAAGAUUACCCGCUUCGUGGUUGAAGAAGCUGACAUUUUGUGUCCAUAAUUAGUAUUUCCCCCCCCCCUCUCCAUUGAGACAAAGAGGGCAAAAAGAUACAAGAGGAGUACAGCUGUGGUGUUUCAGGGCUCAUCCUUCAUUUUCGCUGGUCAUUUCUUUAAGUAACCUGCCGACACUCCUGACGCUGAGCAGUUUGGGGAGGUAAACGACAGGAAGACACUUCAGCGGACCUGAACCGAUGCCACUGUGUUUUCAUUCCCGGAACAAUGAGCCCGAUAGGAGCCUGAAACAUCUCGUGAAACAUCUCGUGAAAGCCUCAGGCGUUUAAGGGAACUGGCCCGGCUGUUUGAUCCCCCCCUCUUACAUCCCUCUGCGUCGCACCACUACCUCGCCCUCUCCCUGCUGUGGUCAUCCCAUGGAGAGUGCACGCCCACCCAGAUAGGAUGCCUCCCCUGCCCGACGGCCUGCACCCCUCCUGCCCAUCACCACCUCCUCCUUCUACCUGCUCUUGCCAACAGUUCCUUGAGGGCCCCCAGGCUCCGCCCUGCCUCGCUCCAACAUGGUGGAUGAGGUCACCACCAUGAAGGAUGACGUCAUUAACGCCAACACGCUGGCAUGGCUGGUAUGCUCGGGAUUGUCCAUCUUGGCCAACACGUGGAGCAUCCUUAGCGUCAGUGCCAAGCAGAAAAAGUGGAAGCCGCUGGAGUUCCUCAUCUGCACGCUGGCCGGGACGCACAUCCUCAACAUGGCCAUCCCCAUCACCAUGUACUGUGUCAUCACGCUGCGACGCCAGCACUCAAACUACGAGUGGAACGAGGGUCUGUGCAAGGUGUUUGUCUCCACCUUCUACACCCUCACAUUGGUCACCUGCUUCUCCGUCACCUCGCUCUCUUAUCACCGCAUGUGGAUGGUACGGUGGCCUGUAAACUACAGGUUGAGUAACACCAAGAAGCAGGCGGUGCACACAGUGAUGGGCAUCUGGAUGGUCUCCUUCAUCCUGUCCACGCUUCCAGCUGUGGGCUGGCACGACACCAUUGACCGCUUCUACACCUCCGACUGCAGAUUCAUUGUGACAGAGAUCGGUCUGGGCUUUGGCGUGUGCUUUCUGCUGCUGAUCGGAGGCAGCGUGACCAUGGGUGUGAUCUGCAUCGGCAUCGCUCUCUUUCAGACCUUUUCAAUUCAGGCGGGCCACAAGGCUGACAAGAACAAGUUUAACGUCCCCACCAUAGUAGUGGAGGACGCCCAGGGGAAGCGCAGGUCGUCCAUCGAUGGAUCGGAGCCUCUCAAGACGUCCCUGCAGAUCACCUACCUGAUCAGUGGAAUCGUCUUUAUCUACGACUUCCUGACUGGCUUCCCUAUACUGGUGGUGAGCUUUGCCAGUCUGAAGUUUGACCGCUCCUACAACUGGAUGGUGUUGUGUGUGCUGUGGUGCUCCAUCGCCCAAUCCAUCCUGCUGCCCAUGUUCAUCUGGGCAUGUGACCGCUAUCGCGCCGACAUUCGCAUGGUGUGGGAGAAAUGUGUCGCCAUCAUGUCAAAUGACGACGUGGAUGAGGAGGGCUUGCCAUGUAUAACUCAUCCCAGUUUUGUCAGAACAGAAUGGAAUGUGCCCCCUACAAGAAGAUACUCCCACGACGAAACCGACAUGUGGACCAGCGACCGGAUCCCCUCAUACCUUCAUCGAUGGGGCUCCAGCGAGGACAUCAUAGUGACUGCCCACUACAGCUCCACCUUACCGCGCCGCGAGAUGCGCAGGAGCAGCCUGGUCUCCUACCACGAGGAGAGCCACCAUCACCAUCACCCUCAUCGAAAGCGGCGACGCUCUGAGGACAGCAUGCACUCCCUCAAACACCUGCCCCGCGUUGUCUGUGCAGGUGGGGAGCACUAUGAGGACGAACUGCGGUGUUUUAGCCGCGAUGAGGUGAUCAACUUUAUAGAUGAGACUCCGCUGCCGAGCCCCAGAAAGAGCCCGCGGCGCGCAUCCAGCAUUUCACUUAUACCCAAUGUGUAUGACCAGCACACAGUCAUCCUCCCUCGGUUCCUACUCACAGACUUUGAGUGUGAGCCUCAAGCUCUCAGGCGGCUCUCAGAACACAAAAGGAGCAGUAGUCGGGAGAACACGUCCCAGGUUUCCCCCAGAGCAGACAGGCCUGCUGGGAAGAAGAGCCCCGGGGCGUGCGGCUCUGGAAAAGGCUGCAGGGAACGCACGCGUGACGGGAAACCGCAUUGUGAGGUGGGCUCACCUGGGCGCAUCCAACAGACUGCAGGGUCGUCCAGUAGGCCCAGGACAGGCGGGGGAGCCAGGGCGGCUGCUGGAGCUGACUGGGGGCAUCAAAAGCACCUGAGCAAGGGCGAGAGUAAAGGAAGCACAAACAGUUUUGUAAGCACACCUUCAGCAUCGUCCUCGGGAUACAUCACCUUUCGCUCUGAUUCUGUCGGUUCAGCCAACUGAACAAAGUUGUUAAUAUCAACAUCAUUACCGAAAUGUUUUCCUCAAUGAAAACCACUGACAUCUUGGUGGUUAUGGGAUAAUGGCAUAUUGAUUUUUUUAAUUUGUAGCCUACUUGUGCUAAUAUUCUGAUAUACCCCGAAUCAAUAUCUAUUAUUCUAAAUGGCCUUAGGGGCUUUGGACAUUACAACUUCAUGGGUAAUGCUAAUCGGGUUAAAGAUUGGGUUUCCUGCUCUUUAGCUUUCGCAUCCCAAAAUAUCCUCUGAGGACAUUUUUUUUUCGAGCACUGUCACAAAUAAACUUUUAGUAGCGUGAACAUUGUUUUUGCUGUUCGAUGUUUCUUAUGAACUGCUCAAUGAUUUAGAGGAGGUCGUUUUUAAGUGCAGUUUUUCCCUGCUUUUUUUGCACUUCAGAACUUGAACUCAAACUGUAUUUAACUUUGCCUGUAAUGGCUGUGUGUCUUGUUGUAUGGAAAUAUUUGCCUUUCAAACCAAACUUUCCGGAAUAUUGCCAAUGUACCUUGAGAUUAAUUUCAGGACAUUAUACAUGUUUAUUUUAUUUGAAUCAUGAUGUACCUUUCUAUUACCAUUGUUAUCACAAAACAUGAAAGCUUUUUUCGAGCCCCCUUUUGUUGAAGUAAAUUGAGAGUGGUAAUCUCAAACUCUGUAAUGCCUGAUAGUUUUACAGUAACUGUGUGGUAUUGAGAUAUAAAGUGAAGACCCCUGAUUUUUCAUAAAAAGGUGAAGUCAGAUUUUAAAGAAGAUUGACAUGUCAUGUGUAUAUAUGAAGGAUGUUGGAUUUAUGGUUUUGGUGUUUUCUUGUUUUGUUUAAUGAGACCUUUGCUUAGAGCAUUUUCUCCCAAUUCUUAUUAUUCCGAUGUUUGUUUUAACUGGAGAUCAAAACAGGUUCUCACGUCUUGCAUAUUUACAUGAAACAUCAGAUCAAUAAAGCAGGUGCUUUGGUACGAUUAACUGUCAGCCUGACCUCACCUCUUACUUGUUUUCAGUAUAAGUUGUUAGAGAGCACCAAAUUCAUUUCAUUUUUAAAAGUAGCUUUCCAAGAGGGAACCUCUACAGAUGUGAAUGGUUAAAAAUGUGAUUAAUUGCAGCCUUCAAGCUUAUAUGUAGCAUGACUUAAAUGCUGUUGUCGUACCCAUCCAACAUGAACUAUGGCAAAAUUAGGAACAUAGAUUCGGAAAUAGAACGCAAUUUUAAAGUUUCGAAAAAGGCCAGAAAUAACUUUUAAUAUAGUAUCUUAUUAAGAAUGGUUAUAUUCUGGGAGUUUUCUUUCAGUAAGGUUACUUAUUUUAAAAACCUGAUUUAUCUAAGCCCCAUGAGAUAUGUCUAAUAACAAUACAUCAAAUGGCAUCUGCAAACCUCUAGCAAGGGAUGCUGUUGGAAAAGGUACGUUUUUAGAUUUGUUCGAAUCAUGGCAACAUAUCAAAGGACAAAAGUAGUAUUCAAAAAGACAAGUUAAACUCCCUCUAAUGUCCCCAAAUUCUUACUUAAGGACACUGCAGUGAACUUUAAAUUAGAUAAACUUCUCAUGUUAACACAAAAUGACAAUUUGCUGACUAAAGGAAGUGAGAACUUUACUACUUACAAAUGAUAGCAGAAACCAACUUGUAGCUUUGACAUCUAAUGGACGGUAACUGCUAACAUGAAUGUAUUUGGUUUACGUUUUCGAAUACAUUAUUAGUAUAAGGACAACAUUAAACUGAAAUGACCCCUUUGGUUUUACAAUGAUUUUGCAGUUGCCAUCCAAGUUAUACAUUGGCACGCAUUUGGCAUAUUCAUUUUCACCCUUCUGCAAUCUUUAAAAUGUUUAGUUUUGAUCCUUGUGUAUUAGUGCACCUCAGCCUUUUCAAGUGGAAGGAAUUAUUGUUUUGUGCUUUCUUUGGAAGCAAAACAUUUCAUUUCUCUGUUAAGCUUUACUAUAUCAUAGAUUUUUGCAUUCUGUUGUGUUUACAAUAUUGAAAUAUCAUUUUGUAACAUAAAAGAUUUAUGACUAAAAAAUUAAUGAUGUAAAUGUCAUGAUUUUCUUGUUCAGAUGAUGACUUUGUUAAAAAGAUAUGGCUGAAUAAAUUCACAAGAUGAUGCACCA
This is a messenger RNA of Notothenia coriiceps (black rockcod), 4673 nucleotides long. It is a transcript of the gene gpr153, whose product is annotated as G protein-coupled receptor 153. Gene Ontology annotation, cellular component: membrane. The transcript has 7 exons. Lineage: Eukaryota; Metazoa; Chordata; Actinopteri; Perciformes; Nototheniidae. Gene Ontology annotation, molecular function: G protein-coupled receptor activity. The record is from RefSeq and is a predicted model, not a curated record. Bases 684 to 2573 code for a protein of 629 amino acids. Gene Ontology annotation, biological process: G protein-coupled receptor signaling pathway.